Amphiprion ocellaris (clown anemonefish) is the source of this 8387-nucleotide messenger RNA. It is a transcript of the gene slc4a3, whose product is annotated as solute carrier family 4 member 3. NCBI's taxonomy places the organism in Eukaryota, Metazoa, Chordata, Actinopteri, Pomacentridae. Gene Ontology annotation, biological process: monoatomic anion transport; bicarbonate transport; regulation of intracellular pH. The transcript has 23 exons. Gene Ontology annotation, cellular component: plasma membrane. The coding region runs from base 554 to 4294 and encodes 1246 amino acids. The record is from RefSeq and is a predicted model, not a curated record. Gene Ontology annotation, molecular function: monoatomic anion transmembrane transporter activity; solute:inorganic anion antiporter activity.
AGUGCAUCUAUCAAUGACUUGAGAUGAGCAGGUUGUCCUCCACAGUCACGUGGUCACUGAGCAUCCUUGGCAGAUCCAGCAGGCUGCGUGGCGUGUCUUCACUGGGUUACAGGAUGGACCAGCUCGACUGUGGCCGUCUGUAGCCGCAGCAUCUCGUUCGCUUCUAGUUUCCUGCCGCUGGACCGCUCUCCGAAACCGCAGGUUAUGCCACCCCAAAGGCUUCCUGGAUCUCCAGCCGUGAAAGAGAAGGGCUGAUCCCCGUCCUCCUCCAGGUUCCUGCUGCUCUGCACCCCAUCUUUCCCCUCCUUCCUUCUCCUGCUAACUCCCCUUUCCAGCGGCACAAACCUGCCCGACUCUCACACCUACAUAAUCCCUGCCACCCUUGUCAUCUUCCACCUCUGAGUGUUUGUCCAGUCACUUCGCCCUCCCUCUCCCACAGCAAUUCCUUACCCAGUCUCCUAGUUUUAUCCCAGCCACACUAGCUGACAUUUCCUGCAGGCCCCUGCUCUCGUGAGAGAUCUACUCUUUACCUACUGGCUGCUCGCCAGGCCUCAUGGCUACAGGAGGACAUGCCCCUGACAUAGAUGUGUUGAUCAACCUACAGCAGGUGAAGGUGGAGGAGGAGGAUGAGGAUGGAUCUGUGGAGGAACAGGAGGAAGAGGAAGAGGAGGAGGAGAACUGGGAGAAAGCCCUGUCUGUGGAGCGCUUCGGAGACAUCAUCAGCGACUCUGCUUCCACCAGUGGAGACAGGAUGGGCAGACACUACACUGAGAAGGACUUUGAGUAUCACAGACACACAUUUCACCACACGCACCACCCCUUGUCCACCCACCUGCCUGUGCCACAGCGUUUACGUAAGAGGGUGCACAGUACGGACAGAAGGCGCAAAAAGAAACGUAAGAAAAAAAAGACCUCACUGCCCCCCUCCGAUGUGACGCCCACCAUACACGAGGUAGACGAGGAAGAGGCGGAGUCUGAGACGGAGGCACCUGGGGUGGCUGCCACGCCCACAGAGCUGCCUGACAUCCAGCCACAGUUUAGUUUGGGGAGCCAAGAGGACUUGGAAGAACCCCUGCCACUCACUACUGUCCACACGGAAAACGAAGAGCAUCCGCUGUCGAGGAAAACCGCACUGACUCUGAUAAAGGAAGCAGCUCAUAAUGGGGAUAUUACUGUUCUUGGACAGAAUGACGAGGUGGAUGGAGAAGAAGCGGCAUGCAACAGUGUUCCCCCAGGCUCAGAUCCCUCCAGUUCAACCUCCCCCCGUGGCUGGUUCCGCAGGAAGCCCGUCCACCAUCGACUGCCUGGGGCCCAGCGAAGCAACUAUGAUCUGCGAGAGCGGAUCUGCAUUGGCAGCAUGACUGCUCUGGAGACUGCCGUCUACCAGCAGGUGCCCACUGAUGAGGCCGAGGCCCAGAUGUUGGCCAGCGCUGAUCUGGAUGACAUGAAGAGUCACAGAUUUGAGGACAACCCCGGGGUGCGACGCCAUUUGGUAAAGAAAUCGUCCCGAUGUCAGAUGACCCGGAGCAGCAACAGUUCUACACCACUGUCCAGCCUGAAGAAAAAGAAGAGGGCAGCAGAUAAGAAAACUCAUGAGUUGUUCGUGGAGCUGAACGAGCUGAUUGUGGAGAAAGACCAUGAAAUGCGCUGGAAGGAGCGUGCUCGCUGGAUCAAGUUUGAGGAGGAUGUGGAGGAGGAGACUGACCGCUGGGGCAAACCUCAUGUGGCCUCGCUCUCCUUCCGCAGCUUGCUGGAGCUUCGCCGCACCAUCACACAAGGUGCCAUCCUUUUGGACCUUGAGCAGAACUCUCUGCCCGGCAUCGCCCAUCUGGUGGUGGAGACGAUGAUCAUCUCUGAUCAGAUCAGAGCAGAGGACCGAGCCAGCGUUCUGCGGGCUCUGCUUCUCAAACACAGCCAUCCAAGCGAUCUGAAACAUCGUUUUCACCGCCACCACUCAACCAGCAGCCUUCACGGCCCCUUCAGUCACAACCAUGUCCAGGACUCCAAUCUGCCCCUGGUGGCUGAAGAGCACGAUGAACAUCCAGAUAACAAAGGGGGGGUAUACGACCCCAAACAAGAUGUGUUUGUCAGCCUUUUUAAAUCUCUCCACCCUCUGCCUCCUGAGAGCCAUCCAGCUUGCGCCAGAUCUAUGAAACUCCUCGCCAAGAUUCCCAAAGACGCUGAAGCUGUCAUUGUUUUAGUUGGGUGUGUUGAAUUUCUGGAGCAGCCAGCGAUGGCCUUUGUCAGGCUGAAUGAUGCCGUCCUCCUGGAGUCAGUGCUUGAGGUUCCUGUCCCUGUUCGAUUUAUUUUCGUCCUGAUCGGCCCCAGUCAGUCCAAUGUGGACUAUCAUGAGAUUGGACGUUCCUUCUCCACUCUCAUGUCUGACAAGAACUUCCAUGAAGUGGCCUACUUUGCUGACGAUAGACAGGACCUCCUGAAUGGUAUCAAUGAAUUCUUGGACUGCAGCAUUGUCAUUCCACCCUCCGACGUGGAGGGCAAAGACCUCCUGAAGACAGUGGCUGACUUCCAGAAGCAGAUGCUGCGCAAGAGAAAGGAAAGAGAGCUCAAGAAGCAGCAGUCCUCAUUUGGAUUGGAGCAGGACAACAAAGAGGUGAGUCCGGAGGAGGAAGAGGAGGGAGACCAGGAAGUGGACCCAUUAAAGCGCUCAGGGAUCCCAUUCGGAGGCCUGAUCCAUGACAUCCGUCGGCGCUACCCACACUAUGUCAGCGACCUAAAAGAUGCUCUGGACAUGCAGUGCAUCGCGGCCGUCAUCUUCAUCUAUUUUGCCGCGCUGUCACCCACGAUUACAUUCGGAGGCCUGCUGGGGGAGAAAACAGACGGCAUGAUGGGAGUGACUGAGCUCAUUGUUUCUACUGCAGCUCUUGGAGUUAUAUUCUCGUUGCUUGCUGGUCAGCCACUUCUCAUCAUCGGCUUCUCAGGACCCUUACUGGUGUUUGAAGAAGCCUUCUACAAGUUCUGUCAGGCCCAAAACUUUGAGUAUCUGACUGCUCGAGUGUGGAUCGGUUUCUGGCUCAUCUUCAUUGUUCUGGUGAUUGUGGCAGCAGAGGGCAGUUUCCUUGUCCGCUACAUCUCACCUUUUACCCAGGAGAUUUUUGCCUUCCUUAUCUCCCUCAUCUUCAUUUAUGAGACUUUCUCUAAGCUCAUCAAGGUGUUUAGGGAACAUCCACUGAUGGCAUUGUACCCCUCCGACUUCAACCCGACUGCUGAGAUGCAAAAUUUUGGUGAUCCUGUCUUCAACCAGCCCAACACUGCUCUUUUGUCUUUAGUGCUCAUGAUGGGCACUUUCUUCGUGGCAUUCUUCCUCAGGAAGUUCAGAAACAGUCGGUUUUUAGGUGGCAAGGCCAGAAGAAUUAUUGGUGACUUUGGCAUCCCGAUCUCAAUCUUAGUUUCGGUUCUGGUGGAUUACUCAAUUACUGACACUUACACACAGAAACUCAAUGUGCCAUCAGGAUUUUCAGUCACCUCCCCUGACAAGAGAGGCUGGUUCAUCAGUCCCUUUGGUGACAAGCAACCUUUUCCAACCUGGAUGAUGGGAGCGUCUGUUGUCCCUGCCCUUCUUGUCUUCAUUCUCAUCUUCAUGGAAACUCAAAUCACUUCAUUAAUAGUCAGUAAGAAGGAGCGUCGUCUGGUUAAAGGUUCCGGCUUCCACCUGGAUCUCCUGCUCAUUGUUAUCCUCGGUGCUAUCUGCCCGCUGUUCGGCCUGCCGUGGCUCACUGCAGCCACGGUGCGCUCUGUCACUCAUGUCAAUGCACUCACGGUCAUGAGCAAGGCCACGGCUCCCGGCGAAAAGCCAAUGAUCCAGGAGGUGAAAGAACAGAGGCUGACCGGGCUUCUGGUGGCUGUUCUUGUUGGUAUGUCCAUAGUGAUGACCGAUAUGCUCCGCCUCAUCCCUCUGGCUGUUCUCUUUGGUAUCUUCCUGUACAUGGGGGUCACCUCUCUGACGGGCAUCCAGCUCUAUGAACGUAUUACACUCAUGGUGACGCCUGCCAAGCACCACCCUGACCACAUCUACGUCACCAAGGUGAAGACAUGGCGGAUGAACAUGUUCACCAUCAUCCAGCUGGCAUGCAUCGUGGCUCUGUGGGUAGUGAAGUCCACUGUGGCCUCGCUGGCGUUCCCCUUCGUCCUCAUCAUGACGGUGCCGCUGCGCCGCCUCAUCCUCUCCAGGAUCUUCGAGGAACGUGAGCUCCAGGCGCUGGAUUGUGAUGAAGAUUCUCCAAACUUUGAUGAAGAUGGACGAGACGAGUACAACGAGAUCCACAUGCUUGUGUAAAUUUGAACUGGACCCAGCCAAUAGGACCUCCUUCAUCCUCCAGCUCUGACCAAUCAGAGCAAGCAAGCCUCUUUGGGAACCUCAGUGUCUCUGGGUAGCAGUGACAAAGUGAGAGGAGCUACUGUAAUGGUGUUUCUAAAAUAUACAAAAGCUAUAGCUGGAUAAGCACUUCUUACCUUUGUUUAUACCAGUUUUUUAAAACGGCACAGCUGAUGUUAGGUCUUUGUGGUGGUGGUGUUGUGUUUAACCUCCCUGAAGACGUUAUUCUGUCAGAGACCACAAAAUAGAUCUGAAUGCAUACCUGAAGUGGACGAUACAAAUCUAGUUAAACACAAAACUUACAUGAACACUUUUUAUCCCUUUAAUUACUCUGCAGGUUCUGGGCAUAAGUGCAAUGAUGACGUGACCUCUAGGACUACAGCAGGCUGAAAUAUUUAGGCAAAUUUUGGCACUGAACAGUGAAAAAAAAAUCAAUUGGCUGUAUUUUUUCAUGAAAAAAGUGGAUUUUCAUCAAAUUCAUAACUGUUCAGAUGAAUUGACUCUGUCAAAGCCCUGAAUGAAUUUCACUGCCUUUGUAGUUUAGCUGCCUUUUUUCCUUUAUACUCCUGCCCUUGCCUAUAGGUUGCAAUGAUGUGCAAACAAGGAGUUAAGUAGUCCUUUUCCUUUCUGUACAGACUUUUAGAAAUGAGCACUUUGACUGGGCAAAAGUUCACUCUUGUCGCUGCCAACCGAGCUCCCUGGCACAAAGCCCUCUCUCUAAAUGUAGUCUCCCCUUGAAGCCAAAAUCCCUGGAGGCUGUGCAAGCCUCUUCAAGGGUUGUUACUGUACUUUGUUAGGUGUUUAAUGCCCUACAUACCAGUCCACUGAUCUCAUUAUUGUGACCUUGGAUGUAUAAGUAAAUAGCUAACAUGGUCUCAACCUUAUUUUUCUACUUUGUUGUAUCUAUUUAUUUUGUGACCUGUUGGACUUAAUGCCAGAUUCUCAGUUGUGUUUAUACUCCAAAUAGCUUCGACUACUAUAAGAGUUAGUAUAAAAUAAAAAAGAACAUUGUGUAGGUUGACAUGUUCAAAACAGAAUAUAUGUCAUUAUUCAUCCAUUCUUUCAUCUUCUCUGCAAGAUUUCCAUAGCGUGGUGCAUUUUUCAACAGAUGUCAUGAAUAAUAUAAUAACACUCGACUGGAAAAGCACAGAAACUGAGCAAACACACAAGUAGUGAAAACGAUGGGGAGCAGUCGAGUGUUGGCAGGAUGUAUGAAUGAUGCAUUGUACAGAAAGACUGUGAGCUUGGAAUUAUAAUGUACCAUCUGUGUUCAUAGUUGUUUUAAAAUACCAAGAGAUUUCUUUUUCACUUCUAUAUUGCGAGCCCACUAUAGAACACUUCUCAGAAAUGUUCCUUCUGUCACACACAAUGCAUCUUUCAUAACAUGAAAUGACACACAAUUAAAUAGGAGAAGUAACCAUUUUGUAACAAAAGUCAGAAUUUGAUGGGAUUUCACUGAGGACUGUAUGUUUGACUAUCUUCAGACAAAUGGUCCCAGCAGCUAAAUAUUUCAUCUUUUAGCGGUAGUCCAUGAAUGUUGACCGAUGGGGGAAAAAAAAAAAAAAAAAGCCUGAUCUGAACCAUUGAGAUGUUAGUUGGAUGGUCAGUAACUGCUGUCCAAAACAUAUUUCUUUUUAAGAAGAGGGAGUAGCAUAGAAGUGAGCCAAUAUAUUUGAUUUAUUCUUAUUUUUUGCAUUUAUUGACCUCCUUUUUAUAACUGACUCAUUUGGGAAACCUUAUUUCCUCUGUUUCCUGAAAAGUCAUGGAUAAUCUUUUUUUUCUUUUGAAACACGGUUCAUAGUCCAUUGUAUUCCGACAAGACUUGAUAACUGAUCACGUUCAAGGACAGUAUAGAUGGCACGAGUUCUAACCCUAACUCAAACUUCAUGCUCUGGGAGUUAGCCAGAAAGAGUUAACCAAUUCAGAACAGAAGCUUUGUGCACACUGUCCCGAUUCUCAAAUAACUACUUCAAUAUUUAGUCAAUAAAUGUAAAAUUUUCUGAGAAAAGUGUAGAUAGAAAAGUCAGUAAAGACAGAGACUGUGUGGCAGCUCAGGACGUUUCUGUAAAUCUGUACCAAAUACUACAGAAGCCCUGAAAGGUCAUGGCGAGAAUAUUUGUUGGACUGCUUUUGCAUUAAGUCUCAGUACUUCUGCGUUCCCUCACCAUAACUUUUGUUUUACCUUGCACAGGUUUUGUGUUACUUCAUAGUAUGUGUCACCAUUAAUCCAUGGAGAAAGCCUGAGUUGUAUUGUGGAACAAUAUCAUGUCUUAUAACCAUAUAAAAGAAGGGCGUAGUCUCCAAAUCGGAAAGUAAAGCCAACCCAAAGGUGACUUAAACCUGCACUCUUUCUAACGGCCACCUGGGGGCGACUUCUGUGGUUGCAAAAAGAAAUUUAUUGUACAGAAGCUUGUAAGAAAACAAUCGUAUUUCUCACUUGAUUUGUUACCUCAGAAAAACUAUUUCCAGAAUGAGAUUAUGGUCUCAGUCAAGUCAAGUCAAAUGUCAAGUCUCCUUCAAUACAGCAUGAUGUUCAUUUUAUGAAAUAUGUUCCCAUCUAGAGUAAAACCAACAAUAAAGCAAAGUAUGUUUAAGGGCAAAGCUACCAUGCCAUUGACAGGUUGCUAACAUAUCAGUGUGUCCUCAAGUUCUCAACCCUCACUUGUUGACCAAGAUGGCGACGGCCAAAUUCGAGGUUUUAAGACUUAAGACUAUGUCCAUUUUUUUCUGUCUAUGAUUAUAAUAGACUGUUGCUUGUUGUGACUACAGUGACAGUUGGUGUACCCUCAGCUGUGGCUAUCAGGGUCUAGUCUGUACCAUUGCAUUUAGAAAAGUAACUUCAUCAUGCAGACUUGGGAUGGCACAUCUGUCACUACAACUGUAGCCAUAGUUAUGCUUUGCUUGUUACAGUUAUGGCUGCAACAAAUUCAGUUUAAAUGAUUCUAACGCUGACUUAAUUCUGUAGUUGUGUCUGUAUAGUGAUGGUUUGGUUUGCUGAGCGUUGUACUGAACUUAUUAUAUUGUUAGGUUUAGGGGUUAGGGUUAGGAUAUCCUGGAUAUCUUUGGUGUUUUGACAACAUGUGUCAUAGAAGCAUCACAAACAGUAGUACAGCUGGACAUAUCCAUAAUUCCUUAGAUUUAACCACAGAAGCAGCAGUUCUUAGCAAAAAAACAUAUAUCCAGCCACAGUUUCACCAUCCCAGCCAGGCUGUGCUCACAGAGAUUGGCCAUUUAAAAUGAAUAAUGAGCACUAAAUGCAUUGUGUAAAUUGUCACAUCAUCUCCCCGUCCUGCAGAGCCUUUAACUGGCACCGGAACAACACGCUAACAACACGCUAACUGUAUGAAUUCUAUUGCAAGGUAAUGCAAAAGUAGUCGUCAAAGUGUUGUUGCCGUGAUCUUUCAGGCAUCCCUUAAAAGACAACUAAACCUCAUUGAAAACAUAUUUGUAAGAAUCAGCAGUGCACUAUAAUGUAUCCAUGCUAACCACAUCUCAUUUCACAUAACCAUGUCCUACAUUAUGAGCCAUGCAACAAUUCUGUCUCAGGGGAUACUGACCUUUGAUCUGUAAAUAGUGCUUCCCAGCCUUUAGUUUGUCGUUCUUUUGUGUACAUAAAGCGGUCAAGGCAAUCCAACACUUGCAAUGUAAAAAUAUAUGACUUACAGUCCAGGCUUUUAUGUUAUACAAUGGAGAAAAGAAGGUCAGGGAAUGAGAAUGAAUGUGUUUAAUGCAGUGAAGUGAUGCAGAAGUUUAACCAUAAAUGAAUCUUUUGCUCCCUGAUUGUUCUCUUUAGAUGUACACUUGAAGCUCCACUUUGAUGUGAAGCGUACACCUGCUGCAGUCUGUGUUUAAUUCUGCAGCUCCCCAAGUUAAUGAGUCAUAGAAUGUGCUUUACAUUAGCCCUCUGUAGCAGUUUCAUUGAAAAUGGGCUGCGUUAUUAAUGGACCUUUUCAACCAUGUGUUUAUGUUGCAGAGUUUGAAGAAUGCAAUGGCAAAGUAAGGGCAAAGACACUGGGAUGUUUUCUCUAUUACACUUGCUCCACUAUAUUCAUGA